Folsomia candida is the source of this 1598-nucleotide messenger RNA. RefSeq lists its product as uncharacterized. The transcript has 5 exons. The record is from RefSeq and is a predicted model, not a curated record. The coding region runs from base 244 to 1461 and encodes 405 amino acids. NCBI's taxonomy places the organism in Eukaryota, Metazoa, Arthropoda, Collembola, Entomobryomorpha, Isotomidae.
AAUUCGCUAAGAUAGGUUCACGGUUCACCAUCAACUGUUAGCAAAUUUCCUAAAUGCUUACCAUUUUCGAUUAAAUUCAAUUAAAUUGGCCUAGUAGUAGCUAUAUUGUUUGAACCACGGAGGAUUGUUUGAGCUAAACAAAAAGGGCUCAUUGUUAAAGUGGGAGAUCGGAACUUCAGAAAUUCAAAUAAAUAUUUCGCAUCUAUAUUUGAAAUUUCUUUUCAUUUAAUUAAGGAGUACACAAUGUUGCGACGAAGCCAACGAACAAGGACCAAGGGGGGAGGUGGAACUGUGUCAGAAAAUCUAAUCUCUCUUGACACUAGAGAUAAGGAACCCUCAACGCGUAAAAGCACAACACAAUCAUCUUCAAAACGAAGAGGUCAGUCUACGAGACGCGGCUUUACCAGACAAGAAGAUAUUAGGUCUGAUGAAGAGCUUGUUGGCCCCUCGGCGUCGACGGAUGGCGCUACCACUGGACCCAUCGAAUUUUCCACUCCAGUAUACGCAAAGAAAUCCGAACCCACUCUUCCCCUCGGACCUGCAAAUAAAUUGAAAUGGCUCUGCUACCCCCACAGCUUGAUUAACAAGGUGAAAACUGAGGAGGAAUUAGAUAACCUUACCUAUAUAUCUGGAGCCAGAGUGGAAUCUUCGGAAGAAAUUGAGGUUACGGCCUCAGAGUAUGUACAGAUAGAUGACGAGGACGACAACGAAUGGGAAACAUUGUCAGAUUCAGAAGAACCUACUGGGGAGUGGGAGGAACAGCUAGUUUAUGUCGAACUGAAUGAUAUUCCGAGCAUCCAAGAGCUAUUUGCUGUCCAGCCUGAUGACUUUUUAAGAUUCCAGAGGAAAAGACAUCGUAUGAAGGCACAACCCGUCAAGGCCACUCAUCCGAAAAUCAGCAUCCAAUUCCACCAGUUUCAAUCUGCCUCUCCAGUGUUACAAAUUGGCAAUCGUUAUUUUGCAUGCCAUUGGGAGGAACCCACUGGCACGGCCAUGUUCUUUAGAAAGAAGGCUGACGAACCCAUCGUCAUCAAGCAGGAAGCUGGUGUGACAUCUUCGAAACUAAACAAUAAGGAUGAUCCAUCCCGUCGGCCGUGCUCAACCCUUAAAAAUAUUAUCCCUGAGCCUUCAAUCCCUCGCGACAAUAUAUUUGGAAAGGCUCAUCUCAUUACAAGAGCUACCUACGAAACUGUAUCCCUGGCUGACAAAGUAUUGAAAACUGAAUUAUUGGAAGCGGAUACGAAAAAAAUGAAUUUGAUCCCUACCAAUCGUCAAUUUUUUGGCAGACCUGCAAUCUACAAACUCAAGAUACCUCAAGGAUAUACUGCUACUGAUCUGCUUGCAGGACAGUAUCGACCAAAGCGAACUUAUACACGGAGUCGGAAGAAUAAACAACAGAAAUCUGAACUUGGAAAUUUAGCAGAAGCCCAAACUAGUCAAAAUACAAUAGAAUCCGUUUAGGUUUUUGUGUAUCUCAAGAAUUUGAAACUAAAUGUUAACUGAAUUAAAAUAACACCAGCGAGUAAUUCACUGUAACUUUGUGGCAUAUAUUUUAUUAUUGUUUAUGAACUUUGCAAUAAAAAAAGCUAUCAGUACAA